Colletotrichum aenigma is the source of this 1602-nucleotide messenger RNA. It is a transcript of the gene adhA-4, whose product is annotated as Alcohol dehydrogenase 1. The record is from RefSeq and is a predicted model, not a curated record. The transcript has 3 exons. Bases 1 to 1602 code for a protein of 533 amino acids. Lineage: Eukaryota; Fungi; Ascomycota; Sordariomycetes; Glomerellales; Glomerellaceae.
AUGGCCCGCAAUGUUUUCAAAGCUAAAGUCAUUGGUAUCGAUCUGGCAUGGAAGGCCGAAGCGUUGGGCUCGAGAGCUGCCGAUACCUUUGACGAAUUCAUUGCCGCCCCCGACCAGGCGACUGACUGGGACGAGUUCCAAAGGAGCAUUUCCGACGCGUGCCAAAGACUACGUAAUGCCAAAGAGGCUCGGCGGAACGCCGAUUAUCUGGUUGUUACAUCAGGUUGCGAAACGGCCUUCGAAGGACUGAUCGAUUACGUUUGCGAUGGAGGCUCAGUCAUAUGCGUCGGGGUACCAAAAUCAAGAGGAAACUUGACCAUACCCUUGGCUUUGAUGGUGGAACGUUCGAUUAGAUUCCAGGGUCUCCUGAUGGGUGGAUGGGAUGAGAGUUAUGAGGUUAUGGAGUACAUCAGAGAGGGCAAGCUGCGGCCUCUUGUGGUAGAAGCCUGCCUAGAGGAAGUUCCGUUUCGAAUGAAGGCCUUCAAGACCAUCAUAAUAUGGGGAAGGUCGUUGUUAGAAUGGACGACUCAAUAUGACAUGAACGUCUUGUUUGAUUUUGCCAAGAUGCAGCAUCUUUCACCGCUGCGUAUCGACGACUGUGCCGCCAUUUUGACCGGCAGGCCCACCAACAGCCGACGGUCAACCCACUCUGGAGGUGUGCUGCCUAGUAAAGGCGGGGCGAGACGUUCGUUCUGCCCUCGACCAGGGGACUAUGGCUAUCCUUUGGAGACACAGGAUCCGCAGUAUUCUCUUUACGUCAAUGAAGAAGAAGGAAUCUACGACCACUCCGAGGGUGUGGAAGCGGGAUACUGCCGCAAUCCAUUUCCACCAAAGACCGUCGUCCACUCUGCGCCCAGCCAUGACGGCGCCCCAACCUUCGCUGCGUACUCAGUCUUUGAACAUACCCCAGAAAACUCCGAAACCGCAGUCCGACCUCUGCGCCCUUCGUUGGGCAUCGCCAUUUACGACACGACACAGAACGCUCAUCCUGCCCGCAGCGCUCGCCUAGCACGCGUUGUCUUUGAUCGUACCUCUCAGUACCGCCAACGUCGAGACUCCAGACCAGACCGAAUUGAAGUUAUCACACUUCCCUUGUCUCUAUCAUUAACAGACGCUGAACGUGCGGAAGUCUGCGCACGUCACCAUGAGAAGGAGGUCCGCAGCCGUAUGUUGAUGCUUGAUUAUGGUGAGGCAGUCUCGUGGUUUCUGCCUGGACCUAUUAUGGAAUGGCAGUAUGCGCGGAAGAUCUUUGCUGUUAACCGCUUGGACGAUAACGGCAAUGAUAAGGUCGAGGCGGCCGCUUGGGAGGAGUCGUUGAACGAGGCAGAGAAUAUUGUUGAAGAGAAAGCCCGCUGGGAUCCCCAGGCGAGCCCUGGAAGCUUUCUUACCAUUGAGUGGCAACCCCGUAAGGAUGCGUGGCAAUUUCGCUUAGGCAGCGCUUUUGACCCCAAAAAGGAUAGGGAGAUGGUAGAGUAUUGUUAUGGGCUCGAGGCUCUGGGGUAUGAGUUGAUGGAGGUGACAGCUGCGAAUUCCAUCUAUUACAGCCACUUUGUAGGUGACGGCGUUCUUGAUUUCCUACUGAAGAAGGCUAGGCUGGAAUGA